GUAGAUAUACGCAGUCUUUUCACACAUUUGGUGUAUUCGCCGUCGUCGUCGUCGUCAUUACUGUUUUCUCCGUGGCAGCGAAAAGUUAUAAGUGCAAAAGACUAGGUAUUUUUUUUUGAAUAUUUUUUUGCUGAGGACACUACAAGGCAAAUGGGGGAAGACAGGGCUGAUGGACAAGGACGAGACGAAGCCUGAAGUGAUGAGUGCAGCUAAAGUGUUGCCAGACGAAGAAGUGUAAGAAGAAGAAACGGAAGGGUGAGAGUUCCCGUAGAGAAAAAGUGAAAGACGAAGUAUUGAACACUGGAAAGAAAAAGUAGAACGUAAACAAAAACAUAAAAAUCAUACAGAGACACAAAGAAGCAAAAGCUGCGAAAAAAUCUAAGUGUGUGUUUGUGGAACGGACAACAACUCAAAGAAGAAGACUAGUGUAUGAGUGCAGCCUGCUUGACUGAACAAAGCAACCGUAGAGACAUCUAGUAGCCAGUGGAUCAUACCAGGCUGUUUGGUUGACAGAAGCCGUUGAUUGUUAGUUCGGGAUCGUCUCGCCAGGUGCUUUUGACGGAUCAACACACCAAUACACGGAAAAAAAAGUUUGUGUUCAGAAUCGGGGUAGUUGAAGAAGGCACAAGUGUUUGUUGAAUGAACAGCUAGGCGAACUGAUACGGAGAGUCAAGUGGAGUCCAGGAAGCAGUGCAAAGCGCAGUACUACCAGUACUGUUACGUGCGUGGUCGUGCGUGACCCGAUCUCACCAACACAGUCAACGGGCUGAUCAGCUGUGAAGUUGUGAAGGCAGUCAAGGCAGACAGAAGCAGAAGUAGAAGGAGCAUUCGAUCGACGUCGUUGUUUCUGCCACCAUCAUCACCAUCAGCGUAGUAUUAUUUUUAAUACAUUGAACGAGACACAGCCGAGCUCGGAGAGAGAGUAGGAGGAGUAACACAAAGCAAAGGCAGCAACAGCAGUAGCAGUUCAGAAAGAAAGUGACUGGCCAACUCACUCCCAGCCUCCUCACGGAAGUGUCGGAAUCGUGCCUCCCUGCGCAGGUUCUACGGGGUCAUCCAGGGAUUACCUUCAAUUCACUGCUGAGCUUGAAUGUUAAAACACACUCAAAAUUGCUUACGUUCGGGAGCAGCACGGCUCUUCUGCAAGGUCGUCGUCGUCCUCGUCCUCAGAAGAAGACCUCAAUGAACGACGAGCAACGGUACCUAGCACAAGUAGCACGAGCCACCACCACCAUCACCAAUCCUCCCCUCAGUCUCAACCCGUGGCCCCUGGUGGCAGCAAGCGGUCACGUUCCUCACCAGCCUCUGCCUCUGCAGCAGCGUCGUCUUCGUCCUCUGUUGCUGGUCCGUUAGAGGCUCAGCCCGGCGUGGAUCGAAAAGAGGACAAACUGAAUCGACGACAGCGCAGCCACCAGCAGAAGGAGGACCAGAAAGAGCAGCAGCAGCAGCAGCAACAGCAGCGUAGAAAGUCUCAGCGGCGCCGGAAGCAGUCGGGAGCGAGUGCGGAACAGGAAGCGGCGGACAAGGGCGGCGUCGACCAGGGGGAAGGGCUCGAGGGCAAAGAGAGCUCCUUGACCUCAAGUCCCCAGAGCAAACGACGCAGAAUGUUGAACGACAAUAGCAAUCUCAACGGAGCGACGGCUUCGCCGAUGGACUCGUCUUCGUGCGAUAUGAAUGGCCACAACAACAACAACGGCCAGCAGGAGGUGGCGCCGGAGUCGAGCAACGGUGCCGUGGCCACCAAUGGCGAGUCCUCGGGUCAUCGUGCCGCUAUCAAGUUGGACAGAACUAACCAGGAGAUUGUGCGACUGAUUGGGCAACACUUGAAGAACAUUGGGCUGGAUCGGAGUGCCGAAGCGUUGAUGCAAGAGUCCGGCUGUUGCUUGGAGCAUCCGUCGGCGUCCAAGUUCCGUCAGCAUGUACUGUCCGGUGAUUGGACCAAAGCUGACCAUGAUCUUCAGGAGUUGCAGACGAUGGUAGAUUCGAAAACGGAUCGUACCAGCAUGAAUGAGAUGAAGUUUUUGCUGUUGGAGCAAAAGUAUUUGGAGUUUCUGGAGGAGGGUCGUCCGAUCGACGCUCUGCACGUGUUGCGUAACGAGUUGACACCGUUGCAGCACAACACGCCCCGUGUUCAUCAGCUGUCGUCGUACAUGAUGUGCACCAACAAUCAACAGUUGUACCAGCGGGCCAACUGGGAAGGCAAGGGCGUCAAGUCCCGCACCCGACUGAUGGACCGUUUGCAGUCGUACCUGCCGGCCACCGUCAUGCUGCCACCGAGACGUCUCCGUAGUUUGCUUGCGCAGUCAGUCGAGAUGCAAACUGAACGCUGCAAAUGUCACGAUAUGGCCUGGAGUACCAACAUUGACAACGUGUCGCUGCUGGUUGACCACAACUGCUCGUCCGAGGGCUUCCCGAUGCAGGCACUGCACGUACUGAACGACCACUCGGAUGAGGUGUGGUUCUGCAAGUUUUCACCGAAUGGCCUCCGGUUGGCAACGGGCUCCAAAGACAACACCGUCAUCGUUUGGGAGGUGGAUCCGGUCAAGUUGGUGCUGAAAAAUAAGAAAAUAUUCGAAAAUCACACCUACGGAGUUAGCUUUAUCGCCUGGAGCCCGGACUCGAAGUACUUUAUCGUGUGCGGUCCGGAGGAUUGCCCCGACCUGUGGAUCUGGGACGUGGAGCAAGAAAAGCUCGUGACGAAGGUAUCGCAUUCUACCGACGACAGUCUGACAUGUGCCGCGUUCAACAAGGACGGCACACGAUUCGUCACCGGAGGAACCCGGGGCCAAUUUUAUCUGGUUGACCUGGACGGAACCGUCCACGACCACUGGGAGGGAGUUCGUGUGAACGGGUUGGCGUUCCGUGCGGACAACAAAACGAUUCUAGCUGCCGACACGCACUACCGAAUACGGAGCUAUAGCUUCGACAAUGCCCGCACCGAUGCCAACCUCAUCCAGGAGCAGUGCCCGAUUAUGACGUUCUCGGUCAACUCGGCCGACCGACUGGCGUUGCUCAACAUCUCGUCGCAGGGUCUGCACCUGUGGGACUUGCAGGACAAGUGUCUGGUGCGACGCUUCCAGGGCGUUACGCAGGGCAAUUACACCAUCUAUUCGUGCUUUGGCGGCGUGAACGAAAGCUUCGUCGCAAGUGGCAGCGAGGACAACAAGGUGUACAUCUGGCACAUUCGCCGCGAGGAACCGCUGGCCACGCUCGUGGGCCACACGCGAACCGUCAACUGCGUCAGUUGGAAUCCGGUCUAUCCGUCCCUGUUGGCGUCCGCUUCCGACGACGGCACGGUGCGGAUCUGGGGACCGAAACAGCCCCAGCUGGCCUGGGCCGCCACCAGCAACAACGGCGACUCGGCGUCGAUCGCCUCCACCAUCAGCACCGCCUCGUCCGCGUCCUCGUCGUCCUCAUCGUCGUCCGGUGGCGCGAACAACGAUCUUAUAUCCAACUCUUCGUGGAAUAUCACAUAAUAUUAGAUUGUGCAACUAUUGCCGCUUUACCCCACCCCUUUCCUUUCUCCCCCUCAUCUCAAUUGAUCGUGUUAAGCAUUAUAUUCGGUUCAACAAUAUAAACUCUAAAUUUAGUGAAGUAAUUUAACGGUAAUAUUAAAGGAUAAAAGAAUAUUAUUGUAAUGAAACAAUAAAGGAAAAUGAAGAAGAUAAAAAAAAAUCCAAAAACACUUUCACGCAUACACACUCUCACACGCAUUGCAAACAAUAUUCAGUAAUAAUUAAAGGCUAAUUAUUAUAAUCGAAUACUAAAACAUCAACAGCAAAACAAACAAAAACCCUAACACGUGAAGAAUGAUGGUAGCAAAAUGUAAUAAUCGAAUCCACGUGCACUCACAUAAGCAAAACAAUAGCGAUAACAACAUUCGAGAUGGAUCGAUUUGUCGAGGUCGAAACAACAGCAGCAGCAACAACAACAACAACAUACUAGAAUUAAGGCCAUUUCAACGCUCGCCGCGGUAGUUUCCACACAAUAAUCAAACAAACAAAACCAAAACCAAACAAGAAAAACAAUGGUGUAAACAACAGUUGUAUUGUAGUGUUGCAAUAUAUUCGAACACAGUAAAACAGAACCAGAACAGAGCCGUGUGGUGUGAUGAUGAUGCGGAAAGUUUGGAUGAAAGUGUUGUGAUGAUGAUUGCAAUGUCAUGAAUUUUUGUAGUUUGAAGCAAAUUAAUUAUACUUUUUUUUAAAUUGUUGAUUGAACUAACACGAACUGCAAAAAGAUGAAAAAAGAUAUUGUAAUUUGAAUUGAAGAUUUUAAGAUAUUUUUUUUUUUGUUUGGUCUCUUCACGCGUAAAGGAAAAACGAAAAUCAUUUAAAGUUGAGUGUAAUACAAGAGAGUUUUUUUACUAUGAUUUUAAUGAAUAAAAUUACACCUGAUUUUUGUAUACUUGCAUGAGCGAAACCGUAGAUUUUUUUAUUUGCAAUAUACCCCCUCUCUUAAAUCUAACAAAUUAGUGAAAAAAAACAUUGGCUCCCAUGAGAAUCUAUUUAUGCACAUCUUCGCUUGUUUAGUUUAAACACAAUUGUGAACAAAUCGUAGGUUAGAGCGAAAACGUUCGAAUAAGAAGAAAGACGAGACAGAGUUUGUUUUUUUUUUUUAUAUACAUAUUAGUUAAUGACUUAUCGUUUUUUAAACAAAAGUACACGCAUAUAGAAUUAGACUGUCAAUCAACGUUUUCUUUGUCUCCCAUUUCACAAAACAAAAACUUAAACAAGUAGCAAAUCUGUUCUAUUUUUUUUCGUACAUAUAAAUUUAAAAAAAAACUGUUUGAUUUCUUUUACGUUACCCAAACUUCCUGUUUGUUAUUCCCUCCUUCCAACAAGGAAUCACGAAAAAGUUCUCGGAUGCUGGGAAGGAUCGAGGACGUGGUCAACCAACUACAACAUUAGCAACACUGGAGAAUGAACAUGCAGCAAGCAAAAGAAGAAGAAGAUGAAAAAAAAAGUUUUUGGACUUGUGAAACGAACGAACAUGUGGUUUGUGUAUUUUACUGAAUAAAAUUUUAAGCAGAUCGAUUUGGGAUUAAACGAUAGCAAAACA
This is a messenger RNA of Culex quinquefasciatus (southern house mosquito), 5061 nucleotides long. Its product is annotated as WD repeat-containing protein 26 homolog. Gene Ontology annotation, molecular function: protein binding. The transcript is spliced from 5 exons. NCBI's taxonomy places the organism in Eukaryota, Metazoa, Arthropoda, Insecta, Diptera, Culicidae. The coding region runs from base 1605 to 3476 and encodes 623 amino acids. The record is from RefSeq and is a predicted model, not a curated record. Gene Ontology annotation, biological process: proteasome-mediated ubiquitin-dependent protein catabolic process. Gene Ontology annotation, cellular component: GID complex.